Molecule: messenger RNA, 19272 nt
Organism: Frankliniella occidentalis (western flower thrips)
Lineage: Eukaryota; Metazoa; Arthropoda; Insecta; Thysanoptera; Thripidae
Product: protein split ends
Exons: 23
Coding region: 225-17117 (5630 amino acids)
Biological process (GO): regulation of transcription by RNA polymerase II
Cellular component (GO): cytosol; nucleus
Molecular function (GO): mRNA binding
Source: RefSeq, a predicted model, not a curated record
CGACUGCGGAGCGAGCGCCAGUCGAGUGUGGCCCAUCACCGCGCGUGCUUCGUGUCCGUCGCCGUCGUGUCGCUUCGUGAAGUGUGUGACGUCACUCGGUCCUGAGUGAAGUGUGAGUGAUUGUUGUAAUGUGCAGUGCGGAUAAACAAGGAUUGUCGCGACCCUUCGUCGAUGGAUGCCACGUAAGGGAACAGGCCGAGUCCUCAUGAAGAGCGCAGUGCAAGAUGGUUAGAGAGACUCGACACCUUUGGGUCGGAAAUUUGCCGGAGAAUAUACGAGAAGACAGGAUUCGGGAGCAUUUCAAACGCUAUGGCCGUGUUCAGAGCGUCAAGCUGCUGCCCCGGCUCAAGGACGACCCGCUUGACGGGGCCAGCGGGCUGUGCGCUACCGUGGCCUUCAUGGACAUCAAGUCGGCGUCCAAGGCGCACCUAAACGAGCACAAGCUGGACGAGCGGUGCUUGUCCACGGAGUACUACGAGCCGCCCGCGCCCACCUCGCUGUCGGCCUACGCUUCGCCCAGGUUCUCUCACGGGCCUCCAGAGGACCUCCAAACCUUCGAUCGGUCUAGUCAUUUUUACGAGCGAGGGGGGCGCGGGGCGACGGGUGAGGCCGUGGCCGUGGGCGAGGCGGCGUACCUCCGGCGGACAAACGCAGCCUUCCACGUGGAGCCCUUUCAGCGGGGGAGGACGCGGGAACGGCUGCAGCGCAACGGUCCGGCGGCGCCCUUCAGCGCAGUCAUAGAGAGCAGGUCGCCGGCGGCCCACCACCGGGUGCCACCUCCGGGCUCAUGGACCGCGUACGAUGGCACGCCGAGCAGUCGCUACACCCCGCAGCCCGGGCCGGCGCCGGCCGACGGCUACACGGAGGACGUCAUUCGGAGGGAAGUCCACAAGAAGAGAUCGUCCAAGUCGCGCCGGGAAGGGGAGGUGAUGACGCGUGUCAUGUUCCGACGCAGGUCGGGCAGCGAGUCGGGCUCCCAUUCCCGCUCCCAGUCGAGGUCAAGCCAGUCGAGGAGCAGGUCCAGGAGUCCUUCUCACUCCAGCGAGUCGUCCAGCCACUCGAGCGCAAGCAGUUGCAGCUCGGCUUCUUCCAGCCCGGGCUCCGACAAGUCUGUGUCUCCACACAGAUCGGUCGGCUCGAGUCACCAUGGCAGUGUGAGAGGGUCUGGCAGACUAGGUAGCACAGUGCAGUCAACGGUGAGCGCACCUCACCAGAAUAAUUCAAAUCAUAGUGAUGAAUCGAGGCCACUCGUUAUAUGUGUAAGAAAUCUUCCCAUCAGAUCUAGUGAUACAAGUUUAAAAGAUGGUCUUUUUCAUGAAUACAAGAAACACGGGAAGGUUACAUGUGUUAAAGUAGUUGGUCAGGCGGAGGACAGAUAUGCGCUGGUUCGCUUCAAGAAACCAGAGGAUGCCGAAAAGGCCCUCGAAGAGUCCCACAAUAAACUGUUCUUUGGCUGUAAAAUUGAAGUAGCUGCUUACCAAGGUUAUGAUGUAGAUGACAAUGAGUUUAGACCUUAUGAAGCCGAAUUAGAUGAAUACCACCCUAAAGCUACUAGAACGUUAUUCAUAGGUAAUUUGGAAAAAGAUAUAUCUCCAUCUGAAAUCAGGAAACAUUUUGAACAAUUUGGAGAAAUUAUUGAAAUUGAUAUCAAAAAGCAAGGAGGAGCUACAUCAUAUGCAUUUUGUCAGUUUGCUGACAUUGGUAGUGUUGUUAAAGCUAUGCGUAGUCUAGAUGGUGAACAUCUAGGAAGCAAUAGAAUAAAACUUGGUUUUGGCAAGUCAAUGCAGACAAAUUGUGUGUGGGUUGGUGGUGUGGCCGAUAAUGUGCCAGAAAAGUACCUGAAUGUGCAGUUUAACCAAUUUGGUGCAAUCACACAAGUAUCCGUUGACCGUGAACGUGGAUAUGCUCUUAUUUUCUUUGAACAAGUGCUAGCAGCACAGAUGGCUGUGAAAGAAAUGAGAGGGGUAUCACUAAGGGGCCGAAAGCUGCAAGUGGACUUUGCAUCAAGAGAAUGUCAAGAUGCAUUUUUUGUCCAUUUAGAAAAGCAAGGAUCAACCGACAGAUCAUGGAGGGACGCAACAUAUGACUCGAGGUGGGUGUCCACCUCUCCUAAAACUCCACAUGCCCGUGAGGUUGCUGCUACUAGGUUUGAAACAGCUGUUGUUGCUGGGGCAAGGUUUUCUCGAUAUGAGUCAACCACUCCAAGACAAAGGACAGCUUCAUACUCUAGAAGUGGAACUCCCGGCUCAACCAGUGGCAAUGUUACUCCAAGUGGAUCAUCCACACCUGUUGGUGUCACAAGAGUAAUACCUAGAACCCCAAGGUCUUCCCAAAGAUAUGAACUCUUCGAUGCUCCCAGCGCUUCUGAAUUCACAGAUCGGAGGUACAGGAGCUAUGAUGAGUUUUCUACUGGAAGUGGAGCAGGUAGUGGUCACUCGGAUGGCUAUGAAGGAAGUCCCAGUUUACGUGGAGGUGGGGAAAGUGGCGGCGCUAGUGAGAGUGAAUACUCAAAAAGGCUGCAGAGUGUUGUUGUGAGUGAGCCGUGUAUAACUCACCCACACCAACACCCGCAUGGUCCCCACCAUGCUCCACAUCAUCCCCACCAACACCACCCUCACCCUCCUCAGGGUGAACUUAGAACAUUACAGAAAGAAAGGUUACACAUACAGCACCAGUUAGAUCAACUGGAUGAUGGAGAUUCAUCAGGGUCAGAAGCAGCAGCAUUUCCAAGAAAGAGGGUACGGGUGGAUGAUUGUGAAGUGAUAUGUGAUGCUCUACACAACAAUCAUCGCAGAAGUGUGUCUGAAGUUAGAAGGCUAUCGGAGUCAGGAAAGCAUUGUGGGAGAAGACAGUCAACAGACAGUGGCAAACACUGUUCAAUAUAUUCUCCUCACCCAGUUUGUAAAAGAAGAAAAACUGGUAGCUCUACUUCAGAAGGUGAUGAAAGAAGAUAUCACCACCACCACCAUCACAAUUCAAUUGAUGUCACAGUUCUCAGUGGGAACGAAUCUGGUGACAAUUCAAGACCUGGAACCCCUUUAUUUGAUGAGAGACCAGAAAACAUUCUACCUAGCGAACCUAGAAGAGCGCCAAGGGAAAGAUUAAAUGAUGGACCUCUCUCACUUCCCCUCCCAAGGUUUGCUGCCCAGUUGCAGUUUCCUUGCAAACAGUCAUCAGCUGCCAAGCUGUCCUCCCUGUCGUCGCCCCCGGCGGUGACGUCGCCCAAACCCAUCUCCUUGCCGCCGCCGAGUCCCAACCCAAGCCCGGCACCUCCCCCGGCCUCGCCGCCACCAAGGCCACCCUCAGCACCCUCAUCCUCGUCUUCGGAUUCGGACUCGGGGAACCUCAACUCGCCCAAGCACUCUCCCACCACGGACCAUUCUUUGGACGAGAGAGUCAAGGCACUGGAGAAGAUGUAUGAGCAGUGGACGGGGAAGCGCGCCAACUGUGCGUCGGGUGGCGACGCCCUGUCCAAGGUGGACAACUCGGUGACAGAGCGCCUUAGGUCAAGGCACAAGUGUCUAGACUUGGACUUGGCCGGGAUGAAGCCCUCGGAGAUCGUCAAUCUAGUCCUGGCCAAGCGGUCCGUUUUCGACGAAGACUCCAAGCGGCUGGAGAAUGUGAGUGACAAGUAUGAGCCCAAAGAGUUCGUCCCCGUGACGAGGCCCUUGAGGAUAUCUGGCCUCGGGGACUCUCUGGGUGUCCUGGGCAUGUCUCUGGGUGGAAAGGGCCCCAUCUCUCCCUCAAGCCAGAACUCGUUACCGAAGGCGGGCGGCGUGGCGGGCCUCUUCCCGUCGCCGCUGUCGUCGCCGUCCGCGUCGGCGGCGGCGCAGGCCACGUCGUCCGCCACAGCCACCUCCACCACCGUCAAGUCGCCCUUCUCGGCUGCCAGCGUGACAUGCGGGGUGACCUCCACGGCCACCUGCACCACACCCAAGGCCCUCAGUCCCACGACGCCGGGCAACAACAAACUGUCGAUCUCAAUGCCAAAGACUCCCGGGCUGCAGUAUCCGUUCCCGAGCCACCCGCCAGCCCAGCCUUCCCCGUCGGUGGCGUCCACUUCGGCCGCGGCCUCCCCCACGUCCACCUUGGGCCUGCUCAGCGUCGUUACAACGGCGGCCCCGUCCACUUCAGUACCAUCAGCUGCCUCGUCGCCCGUCUCCAUCACCUCGGCGAGCAGGCCGGCAUCGCCGGCUCUCAAGUUGGUGAUGUUGACAACGUCGACAACCACCAGUACGGCGAGUGUGGCUGGGUCAUCGGUCACCUCGGACGCACCAUCAUUGGCGUCGCCGCGGUUGGGUUCGGCGGUGCCCUUAGCGGGAUCUCCCACUACGGGUGGCGUGACGGCCUGCGUGUCCGGGUCGGACCCGAGGUUGAAGAUGGUCAACUCUUCGUCACCCACCACGGCCGUGACGGCGUGCUCUGGUAACACGCCGUCACCUGAGGCCACCCGGACGUUGGCAUCCACCGCGUCCACCACUUCCUUGCCGGGACUGGCUUCCCCGGAGGGAUCAAGAUUAUCAGCGAGUGCUGCGGCAAGUCCUCCGUGUGCGGUGGCGCUCGAAGCUUCUUCCAAACAGGAGAUUUUACCAAAGAGUGUGAGCGUGUGCGGUCAAGUUAGUUCCAUUCCUACAAGACUAAGUGCUUCUUCGCCAUCAAGUAGAAACAUUCCUGUUAGUGCAGAAUCAGUAAGAAUAUUAGCAACUCCGUCUGUGAGUGCAAAUCCUAGUUCAAGUGUAGUUUCAUCCAUGACGUCAAGUUUGAAUGUUACAACAGCAUCCCCCACUGUUGUAACAUCAACCUUCACCAAUGCCAUUCCAGUUUCUUCGCCUCCAAGUGUUCCUUCACCAGACAUCAUCAAACCAGUACCUAAGAAAGAAAUUAGUUCUAUUCAGCAAAAAUUAAGUUUAAAGAAAGAAUUGUUAUCUUCACCAUCAACUUCACCUACUUUAAGCCCUAAAGAGAAGACAUCAGAUGCCUUCGCCAAAAUUUCAGCACCUUCAAGAAGAGAGUCUGCAUCUUCUAGCGCUAGUUCAACAAGUUCUAGUAGCAAAAAAGAGUCAGAUCUUGAAAAUCAUAAAAUUUCUAAACCACGGCAUGAAGACAAAAGGGAAAAGAAUAGCCCUGCUUCAAUCAGUGGUAGAAGAAAUAGUGAACCAGACUCUGAAAAGAGAAGAGACAGAACGGACUCUAUGGAGAGUAGAGAACACCGAAAGAACAAAGAUGGAGAAAACCAUCGCCGGAAAGACCGUGAUGUUGAAGGUUCAGAAAAAGAAAGAUCUCGCAAACAUCAUUCGGAAAAGAAAGAAAGUAAAGAAGGUUCUCCACUUGAAGUUUCUCUUGACAGAAGAAAGGAAGAUAGGAGAGAUAGUGAAAAACAUGUUGACAGACGAAGAGAUGAAAGAAGAAAAGAUGAAAAAUCUGAGAGGAGGAAGGAGUCCUCAGAGAAAAGUGAUAGACAUAGAGAUGACAGAACAACUGAUAGACGCAAGGAAAGCUCCUCAUCUUCUGAUAAGUACGAAAGAAGGAAAGAGGAAAAGAAGGAUGCUGAAAAGUUGGAGAGGCAGGAAGAAAAGGCGAGAGAUGACAGGCUGAAAGAGGAAACCAUCCUCAAGGAAGCCGAGAAACAAUGUGAUAAAAUUAAAGAAUCAGAGCGGCAUAAGGAAAGUGACAAGCAAACUGAACUUGAAAGGAAAAAGGAACUUGAGGCGCAAGAACAGGAUAGGUUAAUAGAAGAGGAGAGAAUUAAAGAAGAAGAAAGAAUUAGAGAGGCAAAAGAAGCUGAACGUCAACUGGCAGCUGAGAGGCAGAGAGAAUUAGACAGACAAAAAGAAAUGGAGAGGCAAAAAGAAUUGGAAAGACAAAAAGAGUUGGAAAGGCAGAAAGAAAUGGAGAGGCAGAAAGAGCUGGAGAGACAAAAGGAACAAGAAAGGCAGAAAGAAUUGGAAAAGCAAAAAGAAAUGGAAAGACAUAAGGAGCUGGAAAGACAAAAAGAACAAGAAAGGAUUAAGGAGCUUGAUCGUCAAAAAGAACUUGAACGUCAUAAAGAAUUGGAAAGAAAACGUGAAGAAGACAUCCGUAAGAAAGAAUCUGAAAGAAGGAGAGGAAAUGAAAAACAAAAAGAGGCAGACAAGCAAAAGAAGAAGGAUGUGGAAAAGCACACCGACAGGCAUGCUGAAAGACAGAGAGAAAGGGAUGAUCGCAAGAAAGAGGAAAAACAUGAGUCAGCUUCUGAAAGAAGAAGGCACACAACUGACGCACCUUCAGAGAAAAGGCGAGAUGAUAACAUUGAGAGAAGAAGAGAGACAGUUGAUGCUCCUCUGGAUCGCAAACAUUCCGUUGAAGUUUCUUCAGACAGAAAACAUUCUUCAGAAUCUAAGCAUGAUCGCACUGCAGAGCAUGAUAGACGGAGAGAAGAUCACCCAGAACGAAAGAGAGAUACUACAGAGUCAUCUGAGAGAAAGCAUAGUCAUGGUCACAGUCAUAGUCAUAGGGACCAUAGCCACAGUCAUGGCCAUAGCCACCGAGAUGGCCAUAGUCAUAGCCAGCACUCUUUAGAAAGAAGAGAAUCCCGAGACUCAACCUCCACCCAAUCUUCUGAACGCAGGCAUCACGAUUCAGAGAGACGCCAUGCUGAUACAGAGAGAAAGAGUGAAAUUUUAUCUGAGAAAAGACGUGACACUACUGAGAAGAAAGAUGAACAUAAGCAUACUGCUUCUGAAUCUUCUGUUGAUAAAAGAAAGGAAAAUACUGAGUCCCAUAUUGACAAAUUCUCAGAGAAGCGCAGGGAUUCCACAGAUUCCCUAAUGGAGAGAAGGAAGGACACUAAUGACAAGGAUUAUCAUAUGGACACCUCAGAAAGAAGUGUUGAAGCAAUUCAGAGUGCUCUCUCAGAAAACGUUGAAAUGGAAGAUACUAUGGACCGUCGGAAGGAUAAACAGGCUUCUGAAGAAAGGAGAAAGGAACGCAAAGAAAGAAAGGAGCGUCUUGAAAAAGCUGAACGGACUAGUGCACCUUUGCCUGCUCCCAUUGGGGGUAAAAGAAGAGUUAGUUCUCAGGAUAGUGUUGAAGGUACGCCUGAGGACUGUAAACGUAUCAAACUUGCUCCAGUUAGCGAGACACCACCAGAACGCAGAGACUCUAAAGACAGUGGCCGAAGUAGUGGCAGCAGCAAGAGAAGUUCUGGGGAGCGUCAUCUCAACUCCACCGAAGAAAUGAACAUCCAGAGACAUGACAAGGACAAAAUAGCUAAGGAAAAGAAAAAGCCUAAGAUUCCUCUGCUUAUAAAUUCCAUGAAAGAGGAAAUUGAAUCCGAGGAUGAAAUGAUGCCCGCAAAGCAAGAAAACAAAGAACUCAAGGCUAUGAGCCCUGAUUUCGGCAGCAGUGAAAGUCUAGAUGAGAAAGGCAAGGGCCCCAGAAAAGAGAAACGCAGCAGUGGUGAAUUUUGCAAAGAUGAAAAGAAACGGAAAGACAGUGCAAGAAGAAGGGAAGCCAGCUUUCUCACUGGAACUGAUACUGAUGGCUCUAAUGAUAAUGACGAACCCACUAAAAAGCAGCACUCCAUCUUUGACAUUGUUGAUGAUGGUCCAGCCUAUAUAUCUAUGUAUGAUAAGGUGAAAGCCCGAUCAACCAAAAACAUGCAGAAACAGGAAGAAGAGAAGCGUCAGGAGAAAAUGAAGGAAAAGUUUUCUGCUCUGAAACAGUCACGAGCCAAACGCGAAGAGAAGAAACGCUCGACAUCAUACGACGAAGAUUCGGACUCUGAAUCUGGUCGUGGGAAGAGCUCUCGGCGCAAGGCUCUGGUUACCAGCUCCAGUGAAUCAUCCGGCUCUGACAGCAAGCCGAAGAAAGCAAGCAGCUCCAAGAAAGACGACGAUUCGGAAUCAGACUCGCGCAUGAAGAGUAAAAUGCGUGAAGAGAGUGAGGGAGCAGCGCGCACCAAAGCCUUGCUCAAUGCAUUGGCGAGGAAGGGCAGCCGCUCUCGCAUCGUCUCUGACACCUCCGAGGACGAAAGGGUUGUGAACCGCAGACCUAAACCCUCCAACAUAUUCUCUGACGAUAGUGAAGCUGAUAUGGGCUUUGCCGAACUGGAAGACACUCAGCAAUUCAAAAUCAAACAGAAUGCCAUUGCUGACUCCUCCGAUGAGGAAGAACACCAGCAGCAGAUGGAUGCCGCGAAGGCCAAGAUCUUUAUGGAGAGCUUGAAGCUGGAAAAGAGGAUCAAGCAGAAUCAUGAUAGUGGCGCGGAGGACGAUGCAACAGUAGAAGGAACGCCUCCCCCGCCAGCAUUGGAGAACUGCAACUUUUCCGGUCAUUCUAAGGAUAAAGAUGGCAUUCGUAAGAAGUCUCACAAGAACAAAAAGAAGAAGCAAAAGAGCUCACAGCAUCGCGAGGAUCCGAUGGACGGGGACUCAGAAAUGCCCGACAAACAAGACAUGGCAAACUGUGUGGAGAAGAGAAAGAAACACACGUCGAAGAAAGAGCGCAGAAAGUCGAAUCACAGCAAGCUCCUCAACGACGAGGAGGGAAAGCAGCGCCAGGAAGACGGAGGCAAGUCCAAGACCCGGAAGCUGGAGAACAACGUCAAGCGGGACGAGAAGAUGGAGUACAUCUUUGGACCGCUCUCCGAGGACUCGGAGAACAGCAAGCCGCCGCCCGCUCUCAACAACAGCAGCGAGAGUCGCGAGAGCCUGCCCCUCAGCCCGACGGCCCACAGCCCGCAACACCGCCACGGCUACGACAAGAUGCCGGCCAAGUGGCAGGUGUCGCAGGUGUACGCGUCCGACUCGGACUCGACGGGCCCGGUGGAGCGGGAGGUGCAGGCGGCGCAGGCGCGCAGCAAGCGCAAGGAGAAGAAGCGGCGCGAGCGCAAGGCCCUGGACGAGGCCGGCAAGAUCCUCGAGGCCAAGCUGCUCAACGACGACCUCCCGAACCUGUCGCCCAUCAAGGCGGAGCGCGACCCCCUGUCCGCCAAGGAGGCCCUGGGGCCGGUCGCGCCGACAGCCAACGACUUCGACGUGUUCCAGUUUACGGAGGGGGACGAGAGUCGCGAGGCGGGCGGCGCCGAGGCGGUGGUGCACAAGGAGAAGCGCAAGAAGCGCAAGAAGUCCAAGGAGGAGAAGCAAAACCGACACCACCACCAUCACCACCACCACCGCGACCGCGAGCACUCCAAGGGGUCUGCGUCCCCGGACCGCAAGGCCUCCACUUCGACGCCCAGCCCGCCCGAGGUCAGAUCAGAUGCGGAGGCGCCGAACAGCCCCACGCACCUGCCGGACCUGUCCAUGCCGUCGCUCCCCAGCCUCAGCCCUACGCAUGCGUCGACGCCCACCACCACCGCCCCCGCCGCGGCUGCGCCCACCGGGUCCGCGUCCAGCCCUGCCACCACCAGCCUGCCGUGCUUGUCGCCCGCUGCGGCCAAGAAGGUGCUCAUGCCCUUCGACGACCAGAACAUUCACGAGACGGCCGUCAAGAGCAUCGAGCAGCAGUUUUCGCCGCCUCGUCUCGACCAGCCUCGCGCACAGGGACAGGACGACGUCAGAAUCAUGCACAAGGAGGACGCCCACAACAAGCUUAUCAUCUCUCAGGAGGAGACCGAGGACGCGGUCGCCGCUCUUCUCGAGGAGACUUUCGGGGGCAGCGAGGACUUCGGCGAGCACACGAGUUCGUACGACAACGAGGUGGUCGAAGAGGAGGAGGCGGCAGACGACGAGACGGCUCAGGCCGUGGAGAGCCUCAAACCGGACACGCCCCAGUCGGAGAACGACUUGCAGAUCGACACAGACACAGACGACGCAGAUGCCGAUACGAGCGUCAGCGCGAGCGUCACUGGCUCCCUGGACCGUUCUUUCGAUCGUUCCAUCAGCACACCCGACACCAUGGACUUCAGCCGGCCUCCAAGAACACCGGACCUGCCGGCGUCGUUCUUCAACAGACAGCAGCAGCAGCGUGAGACCUCUGACGAGGCGGAGACCCCUACCAAAGUGGUGCCGAGCGAAGGGCUGAUGGAGCGCAUUUCCGACCUGGCGAUGUCUCGACCAGCCGCCCGCUCGCCACCCGCGACUCCUGCCGCGCCGUCGGUGCCCGUCGCGGCCGCCUCACCCGCCGCCUCGGCCCGCCUCUCGUCACCCAAGGCCGCCAGCGAGGUGAAGCCCGAGCUGUUCGACAAGCCCGUGUCCGCCCAGGUCACCUCCACCAUCGUGACGGCGCCCAAGGCCGAGCCCGUCUCCACCGUCGUGUCCGCCCCGAGCGCCGUCCCGCCUGUCGACGUGAAGCCCGAGGCCAAGCAGGAGUUGAAGCCGCCGAUCCCGGUCGUGCCGCAGGUCAAGCUUCCUGUGAAGACAGAUACGAACCACGUAGCAAACCUCAAGUCCCCGGUCGAGCGAGAGACUUCGCCCACCAAGAGCUCAGUCAUCAAGGGCACCGUCGUAGCGCCCAUGCUGGUCAAGCCAGUCCCGGUGCCGGUCGUAAGCGCCCACCCCAUGAUACACCAGCAAUUGCCCAACCUCAACAUCAACUCCACGGCUCCGAUCAAGAAACCAAUCACAACCUUCCCUCAGACGCCCGUCACCACCUACCCGCAGCCGCCGUCUGUGGUGCACGCCGUUCGCCCUGGCCUGACCGCGGCACCGCAACAACAGAACCUGGCCGUGUCCACGACGCCGACCCUCAUCAAGUCGACCGGUCCCGCGGUCAGCGCCGUGCCCAGUACGGCGUCGUCGACCCUGGUCAACUGCAACUCGCCGCGGGUGGUGUCCAAGGUGGUGCCCAAGGCGGUGCCGGUACCCGUCGUUCGUGGCGGCCUCGGGGUGGUCCCGCAGCCCGUCAUCACCAGCCGGAUGGGCCUGCCUCAGCAUGCCAUCGUGAGCGCUUCGCCGCGCCCAACCGGCUACGCCGCGGUCGCACCUCCACAGCAGCAGCAGCCUCAGCCUCAGCCCCAUGCACUGUCGCAGUCGCUGCCACAGCCGCUGCCGCAGCUCCACCACGUGGUAGGCACAGUGGCCCCCAAGAUCAUCUCGCCGCCCGGGCUGAGGAUGCCGCUGCCCGUCUCCACCCCGACCAGCGUCAUCACCCUCUCGUCCACGGCCUCGUCCGCGGGCUUGCUGACCACGGUGACGCCCUCCACCGCCACGCCGCCCAUGAUGACCAGCACGCAGGCCCUGGCGGGCUGCAGGCCGGCUGUCCAGCCUCCACACACGGCCCACAUGAUGCCGACCGGCCCGAGGUUCGUGAACGUGGUGUGCGGCAUGCGGCCGUCUCAACAGCCUGUCGUCCGCCACCUGGGCCAGCUGGGGUCGCCUCAGCUGCACCAGAUGACACCCACGACCCUGCCUCAAACUCUGGCGGGCCUGGCCCGCGCGCCGCAACCCGGCGUGCUGGCUGUCAACACGGCCUUCAACAAGGCGCCGUUCCCCAUGGUGUCGAGCCCAUCGCCCAAGCCGCACCCUCCGAGCGCGCCGCAGUCACCCGCAGCCAUGUCGCCCACGUUGAACUCGCUGGUUGCACCGACAUCAGACAGCGCAAUCAUCAACACCUCGAUUGCUUCACCAUCCGGCGCCAGCCCCAAGCCAAGUCCUCGACGAAGCCCGAAGCCGAGCCCCAAGCAGGCUCCGGACAGCGACCGGGACGAGGACGAGGGUGAGGGCGCUCUUUGCAUCGUGGAGGACGAGGUGGUCAAGGACACCAAGCCGUCACCUGCACCAGUUCCUACACCGGUGCUCACACCAGUACACAUGCCUGUGCACACACCGGUGCACACGCCCGUUCUGACACCCGUGCUCAAACCCGUGCUUGCCCCUGUGCACGCACCCGGCCCAAUUCGCCAGGUGCAGACCAACUUCAAGAGCCAAAUCAAGUGUGACUCGCCUAUCGACACCAAGGACGAGUUCUGGUCCAAAGAGGUCAACAUCGACUCCGUCAUCAAGACGGUGGACGCUCUCUGCUCCAAAGACGAAGAGGCGAGCGACAAGAGCCCGCGUGUCUCCCGCGACCAAGCCGGGGAGAAGGCGUGGUUCGAUUCGCGGACCUCUACCGCCGCCACGGUCACCGCGGCGUCGUCGACAUCGUCAAUCACCACGACCACCAACACUGCAACCACCAACUCCUCUGACGCGGAGAAGAGCUCUGCUUGGCACCCGGAGCGCCCCGGCGAGCCGGAGAGGCCCUGGCUUGCUGUGAAGCCCAUGGAGAGGGCCAAGAGCCCCAGCCCCAGCCCCGCUCUCAUCAAGGAGGAACCCUCUGCGGGGCAGUGGCUGCCUGGCGAGAAGUCCCUCCCCAUCUCUGUGCAAGCCGGGCCCAUCAAGGCGGAGCCCAAGCCCUGGCCGCUCGGACUCGAGAAGGAAGACAGCAAAGCGUGGCUCGCCGCGACGCCCGUGGACCGAGACCAGGCCCUGGCUCACCUGGUGGCCAACAAAGAUCGUGCCUCCAAGCCUAUGCCCUGGCUGGAGGCCAAGGUGCCCGACAAGGUCUCGGACGCGUGGCUAGACAAGCUGAGCAACUCGACCCUCAAGGAGAAGGACAACGGCGCGCGGCAGCCCCCGUGGGUGCACCACCAGGUGCACGCCAUGUCGCUCACGGCUGAACAGGAGCGCGAGCGCUGGCUAGCUGUCACUUCAUCCGUGUCCCCGAUGUCGCCGAGGUCACCUGCCCCGCGCAGCCCCAGCAUCACUGCGGCGGAGACCCUGGAGGUGUCGCCCCUCGCCAAGGAGUACGCCGUGCGAUCGCCCAACCCACAGCGGGUCUCCGAGAUCAUGGCCACCGUGUCGCCGCUCAACCGCGACAAGCUGGACUCCUUCGUGCCGCGGGACGACCCGUCCAAAACUGCGCCGCCCACCUCCACCAGCACGACGACCGUCGCCAGCAGCGCGUCGCAGGAACACCACCCCGAAGACGAGUCCAAGAAGCUUUCGCUGCACGGGCCGCUCUCCAUCGACAGCAACGCGACCAAGUCACCUGCCUCGUCGCUCAACGAGUCCAAGGACGACGCCGACCUCUCGGACGCGCACGACGCGCAGGACAACUCCGACGAGGACGGCAACUCCAAGGAUGACGCAGCGGGAGCGCGGCGACGCGGUCAGCGCCGCAACACACGCCGCACGGUCAGCACCCGGGCCGCGGCGUCCACGACAACCGCACCGCAGCAGGGCGUGACUACCCGGCGCGCGCGCCAGACCGACAAGGAUGACGCCAAGACCAGCGCGGUGGCCACACGCCGCGGACGCACCCGCGCCCGAGGCGCCAACGACAACGUGACCCGCAAGCUGGCCGAUGUCUACGAGUUUCGAGAUGACUCAGAUGACGACAAGGACAAGGUCAAAGUCAAGGAUGAGAUCAAGCGGGACACCUCGGAGGAGAACAAGACCAAGGAAGCGCCCGCAGUGGUCGUCUUGUCUACGGAGGAGAAAAAGGAAGACGUGGAGGUCAAGAAGGAAGACAAGGACGAGAAGCGCCCGCGGCUGAUCUUGACCAUCAAGAGCCCCGCCGUCGCCGCGGCCACCAAAGAGCCGACCGUCAGCACCAAGACGUCAUCCGUCGUGCAACCCGUUGUGGAGACCCGCGAGGAGCCCGUGGUCGUGGUGCCCACGUCUACCCUGGCCGCUACGACCUCGACCACCUCUGCGUCCACCGUUGCGACGGCUACAACGGCUGCCACGGCAACAACUACGGCGGCCACGGCGGCCUCAGCUGCGUCCACGCGCAAGUCGAGGCGCCUGCAGGAGAAGGAUGGUUCUCGCAGCACAGUGGACGACGUCAUCGACGAUGUGUCUUGCCUACCCCAGGUCCGCAACGUCGCCGUGGUCACGCGCUCGGCGGCGGCGGAGACGACACCCGCGGCGGCAGGGAAGGCCGCGGCCACCCCGUCAGCCCCGACGACGCCUCCGCCGGCGCCGCCCGCACCGGCCCCUGCAACGCGCAGGCAGACCCGUCAAGCCAACCGCGGCGGCCUGGACGCUUCCGCCCCGGAGCAGCCCAGGAAGUCGCCCAGGGCGACGCGCAAGACCGCGACCAACGCCACUCCCACUAUCCGACGAGACUCGUCCAGCGAGGAGUCCAAGAAGCCCGCCGAGUCGAGGGUCAAGAGCCCCAGCCCGACGCGCUCCGUGGCGUCCCCGCUACAGUCUACUCCAACAUCCGUGCAAUCUGUGGCGACUACAUCGGCGCCCGCGUCCACGGCCAAUGUCUCGAGCAUUGUGACGAGCCUUGCAACAAGCAUGGCUACGAGCAUGGCUACAGGCAUGGCUACGAGCCUGGCCACGAGCCUGACUGCAAGCUUGGCGACGAGCCUGACUACAAGUAUGGCUACGAGCCUGGUGACCAGCAUGGCUACAGGCAUGGCGACGACCAUCACCACGACCAUGCCCUCGUCUCUGGCCAACCUCAAGGCGCCCGGCAAGCUGACCACGCGUGUCCUCGAGAAGGAGAAGGAGCGCGAGGAACAGCAGAGGAAGAGACGCAGCGCCGGGUCCCUGGACGAGCACAACGAGCCCACCAUGAUGAUCUGCCCGGAGACGGGCGUGCUCAUCCCCAUGCAGGAGGCCGAGGAGGGGCAGUACGUGCCUGUGCCGGGCUCGGUGGACGCGGUGGCCGUCAAGCCGUCUACCAUCAUCGUGUCCAAAGCCACCACCUCGACACAGUCGGAGCCACCGUCAGUGGUGUGGCCGAACCAGUCCGUCACCGUCAAGCCGCUGCAGAGCCUAAAGCAGCACGUCCUGGCCCAGGCCGUCAAGCAGGAGCAGCAGCAACUUCAGGCUGCCGCCAACGCGGCACAACUACUAGCUCAAAAGCCUGUGGUUUACGGCAAGCCGGGCCAGCUUCCACCCCAGGAGCAACCCAAGUUGGUCGUGGCUCCCAUGCCAGGCACCCCGGUGCCGCAGGCUGCCAAGGUGUGUGUCGUCCAGCCCGACCCCAAGGUGAAUGUGAACGUGGUGGUUGGACAGCCUCAGGUGGCACAAAAGCCUCGCGACAUGAUACUCAAGAGCAACAUCGCGGGCGCUGCGCCGCUCCUGACGUCGCCCAAGCCCAUGAACAACACGCCGGUGCCCUUGGUGACGGCCAACAAGAUGGGCAUUGCCACCUCGGUCCCGAGCAAGCCGCCCAUGCCCAUCGUCAACCAGAUCUCGCCCCAGGCUUUGAACCCCAAGAUCCCAAAGAUCCCCAAAAUCCACCUGCUGCAGGCGGCCACGACGAUCCAACAAACACCGAACUCAGUGCCAAUUUCUUUGGCCAAGGUCAACCAAGUGGCAACUGUGCAAGCAGGUGGUCCGUUGAACAAGCCCACCUCGGUGGCGCCCAUGACACCCAAGGCGCACAUCCUGAACUCGGUCAACCAAGCCAAGAACACCCCCAAGGCACCGCUGGGCGUCGCUCUGCCGCAGCCCGCGGGCGUCGUGAUCCAGACCAAUCCGGCGGUGCACAUGCUGGCGUCGUCGUCUGCAGGGGCGGUGGUCAAAACGCUGCCCCAGACUGUGUCUGUCGGCGUCAAGCCGCUGUCGCUCGUCCAGCCACCCAAGGUGCACCACAUCCACGGGGUGCAGCAGGCGCAGCCUCAGCAGCAGCAGCCGUUUGCAGGCGCCGUGGCCAGCCCACCGCUGCACAAGCCAGCCCAGCAGCCCGUCAUCGCCGGUGCCGCCAACUACAGAGCUACCGUCGUCCCCGUCGCGCAGGCCAAGUCUCAGAUGGAAUCUGAACCCCCAAAUCUGGUUCCUCUAAGGGCUUCUCAAAUCUCACCAGUAUCCUCACUGAACGGUGGAACACAGACUCAGACUUUUAGUUUACUGUCCUCUCUGGCCAUGCCGUUGGGCGAAGGUGUGGUGUCGCACCCGUUCCAGCCGCCGCACAUGGUCCGCGCCGCGCCGCCGGGCGUCCACGAUCUGUCUCAGCACGCCCAGUACGUGCACCCCACCGUCAUGUACCAGUACCUCCGGGGCGACGGCAUGCUGCCGUACCACCUGGCCGCGGCCGCCGCCUCCGCCACCGGGGCCGUGGUGCCGCCGCCGCGCAGCCCCAUCGUCCCCAAGACGGAGCCCGACCUGGAGGACGGCAGGGUGGUGCCCUUGGCGUCGCCCUUGGCGGCCCCGCCGGGCAGCAGCCCGCCCAUCGAGCUGCGCCGGCCCGCCAGCGCGGCGGGCGCGGUGCCCCUGACGGUGCCGCUGGCCGUCCCCCUGACCGUCCCCCUGGCCGGCAACCUGGCCGCGCCCACCACGGCGCACGGCCUGCAGUCGCCGCAUGACCGCGCCACGGACUCGCCGAGCCUCGCCACCGUGUACCGCGGCCUGCCCACGCACCUGCACACGCCGGCGCGCUACUACCCGGCGGCCGACGAGCCCCCGCCCGCGCACGUGCACGCCGUGGCCAGCAGGCCCGCCGCCAUCCACCUUCCUGGUGCACCCUCCACGCCGCAGCAGCAACAGCAGCAGCAGCAAAAACAACAGCAACAGCAGCAGCAGCAGCAGCAGCAGCAACAACAACAGCAACAGCAGCAGCAGCAGCAGCAGCAAAAACAACAGCUGCAGCCGGGCCCUGAAACCGCUGUCGCCGUGUCCAGCAGGCCGCCGAUGGGCGAUGUCUCCACCCCGCCCGUGGCCGGCCAGGUGCCCGCGCAGCACGAUUCCCUUCUGAUGCUGUUGCAGCGUUAUCCUGUAAUGUGGCAAGGACUCUUGGCCUUGAAGAACGACCAGGCUGCGGUCCAGAUGCACUUCGUCUUUGGCAACCCCGUCGUCGCGCGUGGUUCGCUGCCGUGCAACGGCGAUGGAACGACACCACCACUAAGGAUUGCCCAGAGAAUGCGUCUGGAGCAGACACAGAUCGACGGAGUAACACGCAAGAUGCAGACUGAAAACGAGCACUGUAUGCUCUUGGCUCUCCCUUGUGGACGAGACACCAUGGAUGUUCUUCAGCAAUCCAACAAUCUCCAGACUGCUUUCAUAACAUAUCUUCAACAGAAGCAAGCCGCUGGUAUUGUGAACAUUGCCGCUCCUGGAUCACAGCAGGCUGCAUAUGUGGUCCAUGUGUUCCCGUCUUGUGAAUUUGCCAACGAGAGUUUAGCUCGAAUUGCACCAGAUCUAUUCCACAGAGUUGCUAAUCUUGCUCACCUAGUUAUAAUUAUUGCCACUGUGUAAGUUUGAAACAGCUCAUUGCACAUGUGAAAACGUUAUUUAAUCCUAAUUGUGACUUUGACCAAAAUAUAUACACUCUUAUUCCUACUUGACUAUUAACGGAAGCCAUGUAUUCAACUUAUCUUAAGUAGACUUCAUUCUUAAACAGACUGCUGUUUGGGAAUUGCAGCUGCCCUACAAAGAUUUUUAUAUUGUUGAUCUCAGCUGUGCACUAUAAAAGAUGCCCUUGUUAUAUGGAUCAUUGUAAGAUUUCUUGGUCCUUUUGCUGUGUAGUAUGCCUGUAACAUUUUUCUAUAGCUUAAUAUGUGUAUCUAUACAUUCUAUCAUUAUAGUUUACAUACCUUAUCUUUUCACGUUAUCUUAAGAUACUGUCAAGCCUUAAACAUACUUGCUUCAUUCAUUUUAAAUUUUGAGAUUUUCUUUAAUUUUUUUCUGAAUGACAAAUGGAACAGGAGGUACUUCCUGUCUCUUGAUUUUGUGUGUGUGUGUGUGUGUGAUAGUGUUGAUGAGUGAAUGGUUUUGUUUUACUUUUGGACUGGUGCUCUUUAUUAGCCUGCUUGAUGCAAGUAUGUUGGGUUGGAGGUGGGCAUGUGGUUUCACAGUCUCUUUUUAUGACGAUUUAAUUAUAAAUUUUGAUGAUCUCUCCAAUUAUGACCUCUAAUGGCAUACUAAAAUAGCAAGAGGGUCCGAGGGCAUUAUAUGAAGUUACCGUCAAAGCUGGUUAUGCUAAUAUGAUGAAUGUAUGUUUGCUUGUAAAAGUUGUUUUAAAGAUUGUUAUAUCUUGAUGUUAGUUGAUAUGCCAUUUGAUGCGCCUCUUAUUCACUACUUGCUAUGUCUAUGUUGAGAAAAGUUGUUAAUGUUUAGGGAGAAAUGUUUAUACAAAUCUACCUUAAAACAGUUCAGUAAGUAAUUCUAAUUUAUAGUCUUCUUCUUCGUGAUGUGUGGAAAUUUAAUUGAGCCUGUCAGGCUAUUGUUAUCAAGCUGUGAUGUUGAUGCGGCUCAGUCCGACCAAAUGAACGAAGGCGAAGGUGAAGUCGCAUACAUUCACAUUUCUCUCUGUCACUGUGAUGUUGUUGUACUGAUGUCUGCAGAAGGAACUAUUAUUUUAAAAAUAUAAAUUUUAAUAAGUAACCUAAUCAAACUUUCGGGGGAAAAUUUGAAGGUUUGGUUAUUUUUACUUGUCUAGUUAAGUGCUUAUUUAGAAGAUUCAUGUCUGUCACAUUUGUUACCACCAAGUUCUAUUGCAUGAUGUCAGAAUAUUGUUUCUUAAUUAUUCUUAAAAUCAAAAACAAAGUUAAUUUUGUUUUAAAUGUCUUAUUGUCCAGAUGAACAUGUAGCCUAAAUUGGCUCCAAAGUGGCUUUAUUAGAAGUAGACAAGUUGACUGUCACCCUCCGCUCACUGUAUAUAUUUUGUACAGAAAGUGUUUGAACUUUAGUCCAAGGUACCUACAAUAUAAAUAGACCUAUAAAAAUUAUUAUAUGUACAUACAAAGUAACAUCUAUAACUGAUUCUAGUAGUGUACAUUUGAAAAAAAAGUAUGUGUAAAAAUUGAUAUGGGAGUUAGCUUAGUGCUGUUCCUGAGGCUGUUAAACUCAUGAAAAGUGUAGAUUUCACCUUUUUUUUUAUUAUUUAUAUUUUAUCUAUGUUUUCUUCAAGUGUUGAUCUGAGAAAUGAUUCAAGAUUUGAAAAACAUGCAGUUAAACUAAUACCAUUCAAGUACAAGCUUUCUGGUUGUAGCCAUUGCUACUUGUUCUAGUGCCUCUUAAAUCAUGACUAGGGAAGUGAAAAAUACCAAUGAGGUUCUUUCUAUUAAAUCUUACCAGAUUAUUCAUUGUCUGUUUGCUCAAAAACAAGAAGAAAAAUCCGCCUUUAUAAGUGAUGGAAUAUAUUUUUUUGAUAAAAGUGGUUUCAGACACAAAACAUGGAUGUUUGAGUCCCAGCUAUUUGUGUUUGAAAUGUAGGGAGGGGAGAGGGGGGAAGCAUACACACAUGUAAAUAUUCACAUACUUUUCCAGGCUGUGAUCUCUCUGCAUUAAGUUCUUUUUCGUUUGAAUAUUAAAAACAAAAUCGUCCAGUGAUUUAAGUUAUUAAUUUUAUGAAUGAAAAUAAAAUGUUUACGAAACCAAAUUAAAUAAAAUUGUUGUUUUUAUUGAUGUA